AUGACUUAUCUGGGCGCCGCAGACAGACGCCGAACGGUGAGCACCUCAAAACAGAAUUGCUUGGUGACGUUUGAAGACAACUCUAAGUUCUGGGUGCUUUGGAAAGACAUACAGCAUGCUGGUGUCCCUGGGGAAGAACCCAAAUGCUCAGUGUGUUCUGACAUGUCUCUGGUUCCUGGUAAUGAAAUUCUUAUCUGUGGAAAGUGUGGAAUAGGCUAUCACCAGCUCUGCCACUUGCCCCCAGUGGAGAGCUCAGCUGAUCUCUCUCCAUGGUUCUGCAGGAAGUGCAUUUUUGCUUUAGCUGUGAGAAAAGGGGGAGCUCUGAAAAAAGGGCCAAUUUCUAAAGCGCUGCAGGCCAUGAAGCAGGUGCUGCCCUAUAAUCCAGAGGAGCUGGAGUGGGACUCUUUGCAUCGUACGAACCAUCAGCAGUGCUACUGCUACUGCGGAGGACCUGGAGAGUGGUAUCUGAAAAUGCUGCAGUGCUUUCGCUGUGAGCAGUGGUUUCAUGAGGCGUGUACGCAGUGCCUACAGGAGUCCAUGAUGUUUGGAGAUAGGUUUCACUUGUUCGUUUGUGCGGUGUGCAAUAAAGGAGUGGAAUACAUCAAGCGGCUGGCGCUCAGAUGGGUGGAUGUUGUCCAUCUCGCGCUGUACAACCUGGGAGUCCAAAGUAAGAAAAAAUACUUUGAACUGGAAGAGAUCCUGACCUUCAUCAGCAACAACUGGGACCAUUUCCAGAUGGGCAAGCUCUCCAACACCCCUCUGUCUGAACGGGGCCAGUAUAUUCUUGAUGCCCUCAACAACUAUAAAAGCAAGUUUCUUUGCGGCAAGGAGAUCAAGAAGAGGAAAUGCAUUUUCCGACUAAGGACAAGGGUCCCUCCUAAUCCCCCAUCUAAAUUGUUUCCAGAGAAGGCCCAGAACAGUGAGGGCCACAGGGGCCGCAAAAAAGGGGUCAGCAGAAACAGUAACUCUGUUCCUGCAGAGAAGCGGAGGAAGAAGAGGUCCAAGUGGCUGCUGGAGGAUGCUAUUCCUAAUAAUGACCUCACCUCUACCUGGAGCACCAAUCAUCACAUGGCCAACAUAUUCGACUUCACGCUGGACGAGCUGCAGAGUUUGAAGAGCACCAGUUCAGGACAGACAUUCAGUAUGGACCAGGACUCCACCGAUGCAGCCAGUACUUCUGGUUCUGCCACCACCAGCGUCUCCUAUGACUUCAGGAAAAAUGUGGGCAGUCGGAAGAGGAAGUUGCCCUCCUCUAAUUACACUGCGCUGGCCACAAAAAGAGAGAUGGUGGAGCGUGAGCUGAGCCCCAUCAGCAUGCCUGGAGAGGAGAGUAACGUCAUGAUGGAGAACAGCAUCAACAGCCACACCUUUGAGAGCAUCAGCGAGGACGAUUCCUCACUGUCUCACCUCAAGUCUUCCAUCACCAGCUAUUUUGGGGCGGCCGGUCGGCUCACCUGCGGGGAGAAGUAUCAGGUUCUGGCUCGUAGGAUUACACCUGAAGGGAAGGUGCAGUAUUUGGUGGAGUGGGAAGGAACUACACCUUACUGAAUAUCACAGAACAGAGGUGUGGAACAGAUGGGCUGCAAAGGAAGGUGUCACGCAGUCCCCCCCCCAAUAGUUACUCUCUGUUUUGCUAUUCUGAAAGUCAUAGUUUCGGAGUUCUAGUUUUGUUUUUCUUUUUUUCCACGAACCACAUAUAGUUUUUUUUUUCUGAUACUCUGGUCUUCUCUCAGGUGGGACAUUAAAGUCUUUUUUGUGAAGUCAUUUGCAGUGUCCUUUUAGGGCACUUUAAACAUCACAAACAUCAUUCAGUCUGGUAACAUAUGUUAUUCUUACACAGUAUAACGUCAUUAUUAGGUAGCAGA
Molecule: messenger RNA, 1865 nt
Organism: Sinocyclocheilus grahami
Lineage: Eukaryota; Metazoa; Chordata; Actinopteri; Cypriniformes; Cyprinidae
Product: PHD finger protein 19-like
Exons: 14
Coding region: 1-1548 (515 amino acids)
Biological process (GO): negative regulation of gene expression, epigenetic
Cellular component (GO): nucleus
Molecular function (GO): chromatin binding; DNA binding
Source: RefSeq, a predicted model, not a curated record